Molecule: messenger RNA, 3714 nt
Organism: Aplysia californica (California sea hare)
Lineage: Eukaryota; Metazoa; Mollusca; Gastropoda; Aplysiida; Aplysiidae
Product: histone-lysine N-methyltransferase KMT5B-B
Exons: 8
Coding region: 288-3161 (957 amino acids)
Cellular component (GO): nucleus
Molecular function (GO): histone H4K20 methyltransferase activity; protein binding
Source: RefSeq, a predicted model, not a curated record
CUUGAGUAUGAUUUCUCUGUGAUCCACGUUGUAUUGUUUCGUUCCAUAGUGGGGAAACAGAUGUGUUUUUGUUUUUUAAAAGUGCCCUACUUUUGAAGAGCGAGUUCUUAUUGGUCCAUAGUUUGUAGGUCAUAGGUCACCUAUGUAAAGGUAAACUUCCUAUCUUUCAGGUCUUGAGUGAGGCUCGUCUCUGAUUGAAACCGAAGAACGAUCAGCUCAGCUUGCACUUGCAGCCGUCACAGGACUUUUCUCAAAUUUUGCACUAGAUGUGACCUCCAGCUGAUUGAAUGGCGUCAUCAGGCAGCUCCCGGGUCAUGCCGUCUACCGGCAUGAGCUCGGCGGAGCUGUGUGAUUUCGAUGACCUGUGCACAGCGCUCGUGUUGGAUCCUUACUUGGGGUUCAUGACACAUAAAAUGAAUACAAGAUUUAAAGCUGUUAAUCACCCAGAACAGCUAAAGAAGAUUGUCGAGCAGUUCAAAGAGCACAGAAACUAUGAAAAAGCCCUGGAAGCAUUGAUCAAAGUGGACUCCCAUAGAACAGCACCAUAUCAUCGUAUGAAGCAUCAGAUGAAGUUACUGAGAGAACAUACAUAUCGUUACCUGCAGAUGUUUGACAGCGUGUCUGGAUUUCAAAUUCUACCAUGCUACAGAUACUCAAUGGAAGGCCAGAUCGGAGGAAAACUUUGCUCGACGAAAUUCUGGCACAAAAACGACAAGAUCGAAAUGUUGAUUGGCUGCAUCGCGGAGCUGACAGCCGAGGAAGAGAGCCACCUUCUCAAAUCAGGGGAGAACGACUUCAGCGUGAUGUACUCGUGUCGGAAGAACUGUGCCCAGCUUUGGCUUGGUCCGGCCUCUUUCAUCAAUCAUGACUGCCGUCCAAACUGCAAGUUCGUGUCGACCGGAAGAGACACGGCCUGUGUCAAAGUGUUGCGAGACAUACAGUGCAACGAGGAAAUCACCUGUUUUUACGGAGAGGACUUCUUUGGCGAUGGCAACAGCUUGUGCGAAUGUGUCACGUGCGAGCGUCGUCACAUGGGAGCGUUCAGACCUAAGCAACCAGUGAACCUCUCGUCUCAGAAGGGCUAUUGCUUCAGAGACACAGACGACAGAAUCAACCGGCUCAAGGCAAAACCCCCGGAGUCGCAGCCAACCUUUGGCAAUGUGGCUUCUAAUUCUAAUGAGUCGUGGGACAACCGGGCUAAGAACAUUCAGUCCCAGUCGCAUCUCCUGAACGCAGCCGAGCUGAAAAGAAGAGGCAUCACCCGCUACGACGCAGAAAUCAUCAUCUCCAACGGUCAGCCGUUACCCGAACCCGAGAGCCCGGCGCCGAAGUCUGGUCACAGCCGGAGCGGUCAGCUGACCAACUCCAGCUCGAAAGUUCUCCGUAGUUCUGGUAACGUGGUGCUGGAGCAGGAUAUCUUGAACAUGUCCAAUCAUAUACGAAGGCCGCCGGCUAGAGACGAUGCCUGUAGUGAUAGGGGUACAACGGAUUUUUCCAAUUCAAAGACAGAAGUCUCAGGGUGCAAUAAGAAAUCUCCUUGCGCAAAAUUUCGUAAACUUCAGGGAAACAGGCGCAGCCCUCGAAGGAGAGCUCCGCUACAAGGGAAGGGAACUGUAGGUCUGCUGGAAAAGGUCCCUAUCAAAGAGGAGCCUAUGGAUGAUUUUGAGGACUCGGGGUUAAGCAAGAGCUUAGGGCUAGCGGAGAGAGUGUCCGAGUCGCAGGUGAAAGAGGAAUUUGGCAGUCCUUCGCGGAAACAAAUCAAAAUGGGGCGUAGUUCUGAGGAUGUCACCGACGACGGGAGGGAGUUUACCGACGCUGAGCUGCGUAGCCACAACUUGUCCGAUUUUCUCGACAAUUCUCCGAGGCUAAAGUCGCACAAGGAAAAGACUUUGAGUAGACUUUUUUGUUCAAACGAAUCUGAAGGGAACGCCAUUCCAAAUUCCUCGGACAAUAGCCUCCCUCCCCUCAUCAGCAUGGAGGAGCAUCCACUGUCAUUCGCCGACCUUGCAGCACGGACACCCCUGAAACACGUACCGCUGUCCUCCUCCACACCCGUACGUCAGAGCCCGCGGCUGCAUCGAGGGACCACACAGCCCCUGGCAGAUUCCAAAACCUUGUUCAGCGGAAAUAAGCGGGAGAAGGCUGUGAAUCUUGCUAAAGAGCUCAAUUCCUUGGUGGCCAAAGCUUCCACUUGUGCGCAGCGCCUGACGGACUUGGUGAUGGAAAGUUCCCUCACGGACGGGGGAGAAAGUUAUCAAGACCCUCCCGUUCUAGAACCAGAACCGCCUAUCAUCUCUCCGUCUGUGUCGCGGAGGUCGUCCGCUGACGACAUGAACGACACUCUCUUUUCCAACAUCUUCGGGACCAGCGGCGACCUCCAGUUUCACAAACGGUCCAAGUCUGUGGACGACAGCUGUCUGAGCGAUUGUCUGGGGAAACCCUUGAGCCUGUUGACAAAGGUGAAGGAUGAGAACGGCAUAUUUUCCAAGUCGGACGGCUUUCGGUACCAUCGGAGGAACAGCUUCGACGAGUUUGGGAAACCUCCUCUGCUGAAGAAGGACCACUGCAGUUGUGCGGAAAAUAAUAACGCGGUCGAUCAAGAAGGAACCGCCGCCAAACCCCCCAACGUCCCCAUCCCCAACCACUUUCACGUGGGAGAGGAUAUCUACCUCAAACAAAGCCGGGUUCAAGAAACGAACACCCGCGCGACCGGCAGAACGAGGAGGAGGCAGCCGAAGUUGAUUUUCCGCAUGAAGCCCGACCCGGAACUGAAGAAGCAGCUGCGGGAGGAGAGCGCCCAGUGCCCCAACGCCAACCUCCAGUUCAAGUGGGACGACGACAGCGACGUGGAGAUCGGGAGGUCGCCCACGGGGGGCUGUGCCACCACUCUCCUCAAAAGUAAAGAUCCGUUCUGUCCCGCAGUGGCGGCGAAGAAAGAGAAGGCGGAAGACCGCGUCUUGUUGGGCUCGUUCAGCGGCGGCGCCAUAGACAGCAUGGGUUUAGGGCAGCUUCACGAUACCUCCUCGUCCUCGUCAAACUCGAGCGUCUCGUCCAAGACGUCCGGCUCCUACCGGAAAGUGCGCAAGGUUAGACUGAAGAUGAUCGACACCUCGCUUCACUUCGAUCUGGUCUCCCCGUCCGCCAGUCCAUCCAACUGUUGAUCUUUGCCGAGGAGUAGAAUAACUUCUCUAACUUAAAAUAAAUUUUCUUUUGCCAUCGGUCUCGUGGGUAUGAAAACAUUGUGAUACUGAUUGUUCUACAUGGCUGACCUGUGGGUGGGUGGCUGGCGGGUGCUCUGGUGUAGUUUUCCUUCUUCUUUUCUAGCCCGUAUAUCUAUCGUCAUCCAAAUAAAAUCUCUCCUCUUUUUCUAGUUUAUGUCACUCUCCCUUGUAGCGUCUCCAAUCUUCAGCACUUGUAUAACCUGUUUAUGUUGCAAGUGCCGUAAGACUCUUCUUACUAUAAUACCUGGUGCCCAUUGGCGAGUUUGGUUCGGUUUGGACAUUGGGGCUAGCCAGAUUUUCCUCCUCUGAGGGAGGAAAGCUACCACCAUGGCAAAAACUGAACGAAACCUACAAUGACCUUCAAAAAAAAUCAUGUGUGUUUUUAAGGCCCUGAGUCUAGCGAUCAUUUUGCUGUCCCUACGGUUUUAUGCAAAAAUAAUUCUGAAAUCAUGCAAACAGCCCAAAAUUAUGAAAUUUUGCGAUUCUGUCAAUU